AUGCAGUGCCUAGGUCAAUUUGCAAUCCAUCAACGGUGGCUUGCCGAAAACAACCUACCGGAAGGAGGAGUGCCUUUAUCUCUGGUUCCGAAGCCAGAGCCAUCACCAACAGAGCACUUGCACAAGAAGCUUGAUCGGUUGGUUGGCAGACUGAAGCUGUUGGAACCACGCAAGGCUGCUAAGUGUAUGAAGCGUCUGAUUGUCCAAAGCCAGCUGAUGUUGCGUCAAAAUUCAAAUAGUCACAGGACAGUCAGCCUCUGGUGUUGGAUGGCAACCGCAACCAACCACAGUGUCGUUCGACGUCAAACGGCGCUGUUCCCUGUGGUCUCUGCGGCCAGCCAACUGACCCUGCUGAUUGAUGGUGUCAACGUAAUCGACUUCCAUAUCACCGUUAUUGCUGCGGCAAUGAGCCCUGCUCGCUGUGUGGAGAAAAUCUUCAGGCGCGUCCGCCAGGGAGCAAUUUGCGACUUCUGCGAAGGUUGGGUUUGUCACAGUUCCAACUGCAUCAACACACACUGCUGUGGUUGUCCAAUGAGAGAUGCUGUGUGCAUUGAAUGCGAUCGAACUUGGCAAGAGCAUGGUGGUCGAAUGUUUGAAUGCGCCUAUUGUCAGCGGACACUGUGUGAGGACGAUCAGUUCGAGCAUCAGGCUAGUUGUCAGCGUCUCGAGGCUGAAAGCUACAAAUGUCCCUCCUGCAACCGUCUUGGUAGCAACACGUGUCUGCGUUGCAAAGUGACUUUCUGUGACGACCAUGCGAAGCGCAAAGGAGUUAAAUAUGAACGUGGAAAGGCGAUCCCCUGUCCCAAAUGUGGUCACGGCCUAACGGAUAGCUACAGUCUCAGUGUAUCAACACGAUCCUACGAAUAUGGCCGACAAACAUGCCCCGACGAAGAUUCGGAUAACGAGGGAAAUUAUUAUUACUCCGGGUUCUCAAGUAUGGCUGACAACCGAUCAUCAGCGGAAGAGGAUGACCCAUCUACGGAAUCUGAUAAGACCAGUACCGAUGAAUCGGACAAAAGUGACACCGAAACCUGUGGAGAAACUGUUCGGCUAAAACAAUUGGAAUUAAAUGCCGAUUGA
Molecule: messenger RNA, 1080 nt
Organism: Opisthorchis viverrini
Lineage: Eukaryota; Metazoa; Platyhelminthes; Trematoda; Opisthorchiida; Opisthorchiidae
Exons: 4
Coding region: 1-1080 (359 amino acids)
Cellular component (GO): nucleus
Molecular function (GO): zinc ion binding
Source: RefSeq, a predicted model, not a curated record